This is a messenger RNA of Brassica napus (rape), 1134 nucleotides long. Its product is annotated as tropinone reductase homolog At1g07440. Gene Ontology annotation, molecular function: oxidoreductase activity. The record is from RefSeq and is a predicted model, not a curated record. The coding region runs from base 178 to 978 and encodes 266 amino acids. Lineage: Eukaryota; Viridiplantae; Streptophyta; Magnoliopsida; Brassicales; Brassicaceae. The transcript is spliced from 5 exons.
AUUUUUUUUUUGUCGUGGACGAUUUGGAUCCUCUAUAUCUAAGAUAUUCAUUAUGGACCAAGCCCAUCAUCGUACCCUUUUAUCUCCAAUAAUUCAUGAUCGAUGAAGUAUUAUUAGCUCCACGUAUUCUCUUGACAACAUUCACUACAAUCUGAGGUCUUUAGAGGUAGGAGAGCAAUGGCUGGAGCAGAGCAACUCCAACGAUGGAGCCUUCGAGCCAAGACGGCACUUGUAACCGGUGGAACCAAAGGCAUUGGGCAUGCUGUGGUAGAGGAACUUGCAAGAUUUGGAGCCAUAAUCCAUACUUGUGGCAGAGAUGAAUCUCAGCUUAACGAGUGUAUAAGCCAUUGGCAAAAGAAAGGGUUUCAUGUCACUGGUUCAGUUUGUGACGUCACUUCUAGAACAGACAGAGAGAAGCUUAUGGAGACGGUUUCCUCUAUGUUUGGCGGGAAGCUUGAUAUCCUUAUAAACAAUGUGGGAGCCAUUCGGUCAAAGCCAACAGUGGAGCAUACAGCAGAUGAUUUCUCGUUUCAUAUUUCGACCAACUUAGAAUCUGCUUUUCAUUUGAGCCAGCUUUCACAUCCUCUCCUUAAGGCUUCAGGAUGUGGUAGCAUUGUGUUCAUGUCCUCUGUUGCUGGAGUUGUUUCGCUUAGCAUCAGCUCCAUCUACUGUGCAACUAAAGGGGCUAUGAAUCAGCUAGCACGGAACUUGGCAUGUGAGUGGGCUAGUGAUGGCAUUAGGGCUAAUGCUGUGGCUCCUGCUGUCAUUGCAACUCCUCUGGCUAAAGCUGUAUACGAUGAUGACUUCAAGAAGGCUGUAACGUCUAGAAAGCCGUUGGGGCGUUUCGGGGAGCCUGAAGAGGUUGCUUCGCUCGUGGCUUUUCUAUGUAUGCCUGCAGCUUCUUAUAUAACUGGUCAGACCAUUUGUGUCGAUGGAGGUCUCUCUGUCAAUGGCUUCUCGUAUCAGCCACAUGAUUAAAAUCCAAUGCCCAAUAUAAAUUUAAACUUCAACUUUUUAAUAUUAAGUUUCAGUGUCUAGAGACAGAUUUUGUAUGUUCUGAUGUUCACUGUGUUUUUCGUUAUCAUCUGGGGCUAAGCACCCAUAUCUAACUCUAUAUAAGAGACUUCAAACUUC